This is a messenger RNA of Armigeres subalbatus, 1690 nucleotides long. Its product is annotated as charged multivesicular body protein 7. The record is from RefSeq and is a predicted model, not a curated record. NCBI's taxonomy places the organism in Eukaryota, Metazoa, Arthropoda, Insecta, Diptera, Culicidae. Gene Ontology annotation, cellular component: ESCRT III complex; multivesicular body. The coding region runs from base 160 to 1572 and encodes 470 amino acids. The transcript has 3 exons. Gene Ontology annotation, biological process: late endosome to vacuole transport via multivesicular body sorting pathway; vesicle budding from membrane.
CGCGACGGUAAAAAGGUAAACAAUAAAAUCAAAAUUUUGUCAAAAUAUUCUGACAGUAAACCGUUUUUAUAUCCGUAAAAAAAAACGUAUUACCGAUGAUAAAUUAGUUAUUCGGAUUGAAUUAUUAUCGACAUUACGUCACAAGAACAGUGUUUUACUAUGGCUCGUAAAUCGUUUGCUCCCAACACUCAGCCACUGUUUGCUUUGGAGGAAUCGUUCUACCCAGAUGCCUGGCGAGAUGACUCACGAAUGGGUGUACUGCUGUCCGAAUUCCGAACCCGGUCAGUCAACCCGGAGAACUACGAUUCCAAAAUGAGAUUCUGGAAAGAGCUGAUAGCAAAAUAUUGCGAGCAUAAGGGUUCCGGAUCGGUUUCCAUCGUAGAGCUGAAGCGAGUUUUUCGUCGGAAGGGAACGAGCCCAUACUGCCUACCAGCGGUUUUCGAGGACAUGGUGAAAGAUGGAUUGUUGCAGGCGAAAAACGAGUUCUCCAAGGCGCCUCAGGAGAGCUGGGGCGGAUGGGCGUUAGAUGCUCUGGUGAAGCGGCCCCUAGGGUGGGGAUUCGGUGCUGUAAAAGACCGGCUGGUGGGAAACGUGCUGGAUGAAAGCGCGGAAUUCGUUUGCAACGACGUAAUUAAGAUGCAAUCUGAUACGAUAGAAAAAUUGAUACAGAAGGAAAACAAGCACAACAUGCUGUUAUCGAAAAGCGCUCUCUUGGACCUAAUCAAAGAUCUUAAUAUCCAGAACGAUGGACUGGAUCUGGUACUUCAGCACUUACAGCGUCGACAGCGUAUUGUUAUGGAAAAACUGCCAUCCGAAAUGGAGCACGAGAAAAAGAUCCUGGUGAAAUUUGCCGCACCCGGAGUGCAGGCCCAACCCAUAACCGAUAUCGAACGGUCCAUCUACAAUUUGGAACAAACCGAGCACGAACUGAUGAAAGUGAUUGACAAGCUGGAGCAAAACAUUUCCGACGCGAUGGUAAUAGUAAAGGAGAACCUCCGGCAGGGCAAGAAACAGUUGGCCAAAUCAAACUUGAAGAAAAAACACUUGCUCGAGAAAAACCUGGAAAAGAAAAUGAACGUACUGGAUAACGUUCAAAACAUGAUGGCGCGUAUUCACGAUUCGCAGAGCGAUCGGCAUGUCAUUGACGCGUAUAAGAUUGGUUCGAACGCUUUGAAGAACGCAUUUGCCGACACUGGUAUUACGUUGGACAGUGUGGACGACACCUUGGCGGAGAUGAAGGAGAUCAUGGAACAACAGGACGAAAUGCAAGCAAUGAUCGGUGCUCAACAAAGUACAGAUGUCGACGAUCUAGAGCUGGAACAGGAACUGUCCGACCUACUCGACAUGAGUUUGGCUGCAAACAAUGUAACAAUCACACCGCCAAGUGCUCCCACUGUGAACGGACCAGCAGCGCCACCGCCCGCCGGUCAACCCACUCUUGCACAACUGAACGAGUUUGACAAGGAAAUCGAAAAACGACUGGCUGCUCUGAGAAUGGACGUUUCUUCAACGCCAUCAGACACGUCAAUCAUUGGUGAUACACCGGCUCGGCCCAGAGUAGCGGAACAAUAAUUUGUUUUCGACCCCAGCGUAAAUUUUUGGAAUCUAUGCUGAUGUUCUUGUAAAAAUGUAUUCUUAGGUAUAGGUUUUUGAAACAAUAUACGCUUUAAAUAAAAUAUCUUUAACAUUA